CCAAGCUACUCUCCGAGAUUCACCGACAAACAAACAAACUCCUGCAAAGGUUUAGGUGGAAUGGCGCCUCAGUUGCUUUCUUUACAAUACUGUCGAAGCAUGUGACUGAAACAUCUUGAACACUGGUCGUUACUAAAGCUUAGUUAAGCACACGUUGAACUUUCUUGUGACCCUUGUCAUAUGAAUAAUCAUGGCGGAGAGUGAUAGUGAUGAAAUAAUUGCCAUGCAACAUGAAUUUGAAUGGCUGCUUCAAGAAGAGGUCAGUGCAGUUUUGGAACAGUUGAAAGGAAUUUUAUUGGAAUGUUGCCAUAGAUUGCCUGUAGGUAUGCCUGGAGUGGAUAUAAUACCUAAAACAGAAAAGUAUUUCAUGAGUAAUUCCAGUUCAUCAACACAAGAUCAAGUGAAAGUUGUUGUAACCUUAUCAGGAGACAACAUUAGUCAUGCUGAUAUCAAUUUGCGCAUUCACAAGCACCAAGUUCCAUCACACAGAACAAUUGUACAAAAUGACUGCCAAUGGAAAUUGCAACAGAUCCAAGAUGCUGGAAACCACUUGAUGUUAGCCUUACAUCUAUUACCUUCUCAUGCUUCUACAAAUCAACAAAAUAAAUACAACUUUAGAUCAGCAGAGGAAGUAACAGAGAUGGUCAACAAGCUCAUGAGUUGUCUCCAGCGAGGUAGAGCCUGUUUGAUAAUACCGAAGAGAAAGACUAUAGAUGAACUACAGAAAAGCCGGAAUAUGAAAUCACUUCAACCUCCAUUGCCUAAUGAUUUGGCUGUUAGUUUCUAUGUUCAGGCUCAUAAACUAGUUUUUGCUGUUUACCAUCUGCAGAAAGACCAACAAGGCUCAAUGAAGUUUGAUGUUUAUCAGGCAGAGUCCUCAGUACCCUGGCUAAGUGAAGUGUUGGUACUUUUUACAGUUUCCCUCCAGUUAUGUCAGCAAUUAAAAGAUAAGGUGUCUGUGUUCUGUUAAUAUAAAGAGAUGAACAUGGUGUGAUGUGAGGCCUUCAGCUAUAGUUGGUGUUCACUCCUUUUGAGGUGUUGAUCUGUCGUGAAA
Molecule: messenger RNA, 1054 nt
Organism: Limulus polyphemus (Atlantic horseshoe crab)
Lineage: Eukaryota; Metazoa; Arthropoda; Merostomata; Xiphosura; Limulidae
Product: protein rogdi-like
Exons: 10
Coding region: 191-970 (259 amino acids)
Cellular component (GO): RAVE complex
Source: RefSeq, a predicted model, not a curated record